Carassius auratus (goldfish) is the source of this 1350-nucleotide messenger RNA. RefSeq names its product transmembrane protein 205-like. The record is from RefSeq and is a predicted model, not a curated record. Lineage: Eukaryota; Metazoa; Chordata; Actinopteri; Cypriniformes; Cyprinidae. The transcript is spliced from 4 exons. Bases 224 to 790 code for a protein of 188 amino acids.
GCCCACAAGCCGCCAAACCUGCUUUGAUCGCAGAGUACGGAUAAACCCCGCCCACCGGUCCGACUGCCAGUCCGAGAGCUACUGUUCCUUUAUCGUACAUUUAUGGUGCUGCUACUGGCCGUGACGCGCAACCGGCCACCGAAGAUUUAAACAGUCACGGGUGAUCGUCCGCAUAGUGACCGUGAGUGAGGCUGGUGAAAGACGAUCAAGCGCACCUGUCACAAUGUCUACAGACAGAGAGCCUCCCGUCACUGCCAAACUCCUUCACCUCGUGUUUCUCUCCACCUUCUGGGGAAUGCAGAUAUGGGUCACCUUCAUAUCAGGCUUUGUAAUGGACAGCCAUCUGAACCGACACACGUUUGGCUUCAUCCAGAGCCGGCUCUUCCCGUUUUACCUGCAUAUCGGCUCAGCUUGUGCUUUCUGCAACCUCACCAUCUUUGCCAUGUACCAUCCUAGCAACAUGCUGGAUGACAAAGAGGCCUUCCAGAUCUUCAUUUUUUUCGUCUGUGUGACUGUGGCGGCAGUGAAUGCCCAGUGGUUUGGUCAGAUGACCUCAGAAAUCAUGGCAGACAUGCACCUGAUUGAGCAGGCCUGUGGAUUGGGUCAGGACAUCGGACUCUCAUCCAAUCGGGAAGCAUAUGCCAAGCUCUGCGAGACAGACCCCAAGUAUAAAAAGCUGAGUGGUCGGCUGUGGCUGUAUCACCUGCUGUCCUCCCUGUGUAACCUCUGCUGUAUCGUAUGUAAUGGAUACAGUCUUUAUUACCUGGCAGAAAACCUCACCACACUCUGAUGACCUUCCUGCAAUGCAACGCAAACGUCUGUGUGGCUCCGGGAGCGAUGACCUGCUCUUAGAUACUGGAUUACCUCCCGACAAAUCUGCUCAUUAUUGUUACAGAUUGUCUUUUUUAAUAUUUGUUGUGCUAGUUUUAGUUUUUUUUUUUUUGUAAAUGUUACAGAUAAUGGCUCUGAAUAUUUAAAUUAUAAGAUUUGCAUGGUUGAGGAAUGAGCAUAAUUGAACAAAAAUGGGAAGUGGAUGGGACAUUUUCAAAACUUUUCUUGACGUUCUAGAAGUUAUGGCACAUAUUUUCUGUUUUCUCAAUGAAGGCAACCUCACUCUGUCACAAAUAAGUCAAACUUGUUGAUUUCUCUGUUUCAAUGGCCAGCCUCACCCUGUUCUCCUGGAAUGGGUUUGAAUGUAGCAAUAUGUUCACGCACAAUCUCUCAUUAUAAGUACCUUUUAACAGGGAUGAAUAUGCAAAUGAUGCUCUCACCUGGCUGUAGAUUUAGAGUUCUGUCGCUGUUUGUUGAAAUAGAGCUGAAAUUAAAUGCACCCAGCAGCAGUUGCACCAC